Molecule: messenger RNA, 721 nt
Organism: Moneuplotes crassus
Lineage: Eukaryota; Ciliophora; Spirotrichea; Euplotida; Euplotidae
Source: the annotation of a GenBank genome assembly
UUUAUUAAUACCAAAUGGACGAUAUAGAAGAUCUCGAGGAACAAAUCGAAGAAUAUAAGGAAAGAAUUGAAGACUCUCUCAAAGAUUUUGAUGGCACAAACGCAAUUGAUAGGCUGAAUAAGGUAAAAUCCAUCAAACAAUCGAUUGAAAAUAUGUCUGAGAACCUUAAGAUGUACAGGCAAUUUAUACAAAGACUCUCCAUGGGAGAGUCAAACUCAGAACUUAUGCAAAAACAUAAGGAUUAUGUUGCCCUUGUUGCUGAAUAUCGAAAGGAGGUUGCUCUAGAGAAGAACAAACUCAAAAACGAAGGAGAACUGCUUAAUUAUGAUGAGUCUCUUGAAGAUACCAUGAAUAUACUAGACGAACAAGAACAAAUGAUCAGAGAAGGGCUUAAUAUUCAAGCAAAAUCUAAAAGCAAGCUAGAGGCGAUUAAAUAAAAGGAUUGCCCAGACCCAUGAUCUUACUGAUGCUAAUCUGGUAGAAUUAGAGAGACAGAAAGAACAAAUUUUAAGGAUUAAUGAUAACACUCAGAAGCUUGAUUCCACUAUGAAAAGGACUCAAAAAUACCUAAAAUACUUCGGAAAGUCAUUCUGUAGAGACCCAGUCACUCUAACCCUUGUAGUACUGAUAGUUCUCUCAAUUGCAGCUGUAAUCGUCGUUCAAUUUAUGCCAAAGAAGGAGGAAUAAGCGCACAAUAUAAUUUCUUUCAAUUCCCAACAGU